This is a messenger RNA of Melanotaenia boesemani (Boeseman's rainbowfish), 3146 nucleotides long. RefSeq names its product zinc finger protein 319. The coding region runs from base 513 to 2270 and encodes 585 amino acids. Gene Ontology annotation, biological process: regulation of transcription by RNA polymerase II. Lineage: Eukaryota; Metazoa; Chordata; Actinopteri; Atheriniformes; Melanotaeniidae. The record is from RefSeq and is a predicted model, not a curated record. The transcript has 2 exons. Gene Ontology annotation, molecular function: RNA polymerase II cis-regulatory region sequence-specific DNA binding; DNA-binding transcription factor activity, RNA polymerase II-specific.
CCGGAGUACUGCACUUUCUGCUGUGUUAACAAGCCCCUGGCCGCCUUUGUGUUUGUUUGAAAGCGAUUCAAGGAAACUCUGUGAGCAGUUUAUCACUACCGGGGCUCGUUUUGGGUUCCUCGGCGCUCCUCCAACAUGAAGCGACUUUAGCAGGUGCUGAACAGCGGCAGCAGCUCGCUGCGUGGCGGUUUCCGGUGUCCGUCCGUCUGCUGGAGGAUGGCGUCCGGCUCCGACCGCAUCCCCUUUACCGCCGGUCCUCCGAGUCCCGAAAACACCCACCGUUGUCGACCCCAGGUCAGAGACGACAGCGAAAAGCAUCGAUAAGUAGCUCGGGUUUUCUCCCUUAUCUCACAGAACGUGUGCAAGCACAGAUAUAGCACUGAGCUUUCCUCAAAGGGCUGGCUACUAUUUCUAAAACUACGUCCCGCCCUCCUCCUCCUCCUCCUCCUGUCAGAUUGGGACAAAAAUCCUCUUCUUCUAAGCACUAAGCUUUUUACAUCCAAAGUGGAAGGAUGACAGAGGCAUGGCAGCAGCAACACGCAGUGGCUCCACCCUCUGUUGUGCACACACUCCCCCAAGGAACUGACAACCCUCUGGGCUGCACGGUGUACGGGGUUGUCCUGCAGCCAGAUGCCUCCCUUCAGCAACCCCAGCACCCUCAGCAGCACACUGUACAAACUCAGCAGCCUUCCUUACAAGUAGGGGGCGACAGAGGGCACAAAUGUGGAGCCUGUGGUCAUGACAUUUCUCAUCUGGCCAACCCUCAUGAGCAUCAGUGCAUGGUGACCCAAGACCGAUCGUUUCAGUGCACACAGUGCAUGAAGAUUUUCAGCCAGGCGACAGACCUGCUGGAGCAUCAGUGUGUGCAGGUGGAGCAGAAACCUUUUGUGUGUGGUGUUUGUAAAAUGGGCUUUUCGCUGCUCACCUCUUUGGCUCAGCAUCAUAACUCUCACGGCAAUGGAAAUAAUCCAAUGAAAUGCUCCAUCUGUGAGAAGACCUACCGACCAGGCUCUGGAAACGUCACCCCAACCUCGUCGGCAGCCAACCCACAGCAGCCCUCCGCCGGGGAGACGUCCGGUGGUGGUGCAGUAAUCAGUGCCUCGUCUCCCCCUACGUUUGAGGCUUCUGCACCAGAUAGGCCAUACAAGUGCUCAGUGUGCCAUAAAUCCUUCAGGCAUUUGUCUGAGCUGACCCGCCAUGAAAGAAUACACACCGGUGAAAAGCCAUACAAAUGUGAGACAUGUGAUAAAAGCUUCAGCCAGUCCUCACAUCUGGCGCACCACCAGCGCACCCAUAGCUCAGAGCGGCCGUACAAAUGUGCUGUGUGCGAGAAGAGCUUUAAACACCGCUCUCACCUUGUACGGCACAUGUACGCUCAUUCAGGCGAGCACCUUUUCAAGUGCAAUUUGUGCGAGAUGCACUUUAAAGAGUCGUCUGAGCUCCUGCACCACCAGUGCCAGCCGGAGGGCGAGAGACCUUUCCGCUGCGGUUCAUGUGGGAAGAGCUUCAAGCGGCCGUCUGACCUGCGGCAACAUGAGCGCACCCACUCAGAGGAGCGACCAUUCCAGUGUGAGGAGUGCCAGAUGAGCUUCAAACAGCAGUACGCCCUCGUACGCCACCGCCGCACUCAUAAAAACCCAGCUGAUCGCCCUUUCAAGUGUAACCUCUGUGAUAAGGGGUUCCUUCAGCCGUCCCACCUGCUUUACCACCAGCAGGUUCACGGCAUGGAGAGUCUGUUUAAGUGUGCGUCCUGCCAGAAGUCUUUCAGUCAGUCGGGAGAGCUGCUGCGGCAUAAAUGUGGUGGUGAAGUGGAGAAACCCUACAAGUGCGACGUGUGUGGCAAAGGUUACAAAAAGAAUUCGACACUGCAGCGCCACCAAAACACUCACUGUACGGAGAAGCCGCUGAAAUGCUCCCUGUGCGACAAGCGCUUUGUGUCGUCCUCUGAGUUCGUCCAGCACCGCUGCGACCCGACGAGGGAGAAGCCACUGAAAUGCCCAGACUGCGAAAAGCGCUUCAGGUACUCAUCGGAGCUUCAGCGCCACCGCCGGGUUCACACGGGGGAGAAGCCUUUCAAAUGCGCCAACUGUGACAAGAGCUUUAAGCAGCGCGAGCACCUGGCCAAGCAUCAGAGCGUGCACUCGCGCGAGACACAGUUUAAAUGCGUCUGGUGUGGAGAGCGUUUUGUUGACCUCACCGCUCUGCAGGAGCACACAGUCCAGCACACCGCAGAAGGUGAGAGCUUCCCCGAAGCUCCUUGUAUUCCAUGAACUGAGCUGCUCCUCGGCUCCAGCCUGCAAUCAUGACAUUUGCCCGAGAGGAAACGUGUGCCAGCCUCUGCUUAUCCAGUUGUAAUGAAUAAGAAGCUCCAAUUUAUUAUGAUUUUAGUAUCAGUAAUAUUAUGAUUUUAGUGUCAGUAAUGUUGAGACUCAGUUCAUCGUCACCCUUCGUUGAAUCAAAAACAGAACAACAGAGGGGAUUAGGAUUCCUCUUAUUAUGUUGAAAGAAGGAAAAGAAAUUUUAACCAGACUGAUAAAGAUGUGAAACAUAAAAAAUGUGGGAAGAUCUUGAGUUUGUUUAUAGAGUGUGGGACCUUAGUCUGUGGUUGCAUGUGGUUCUCUGUUGUGUAUCGAUUCUGUUGUUGAGAAAGAUGGCCCGAACAUCCAGACAGUCGUCCGAUUUGUGAGUGCUCUUGUGUCGGCUCCUCUGCAGUCCAUGUGCCUUUUUUUUUAUUUUUAUUUUUUUUUUGUUUCUUUCCUACUAGUCAAUCAUUUUGUGUUUUUGUUGAAUUUCAUGUCCAGUAAAGCUGAAAGUUGCCCCUCCCACCCAGCGGCUGGCGCGAGCAGCAGUAUCUUCUCACAUACUAGACCUUAGGUAGUAUCAUCUGUUUGUGCAUGAGUAUUUAUCCCACCUUAAUAUCACUGUUGUAUUAUAGGUUUGGUUUAUUUAGGAAAAUAUUCUACGAGGAAGAAAAAAGAAGAGUAAGAAGAAAAAAACAAGUGGAUUUGUGAAAAUGUAUAGACAGUGUCCUAUAAAAUCUGUGUUGUUGCAUCUUUGUAUUAAAACAAAUGACAUCUAGUUAACUAAUCCAUACCUAUCAUGUCAUACAAACACUUGAGUUGUGCAAUAAAACGUGCACAAUGUAA